GACGCGAAGGAGUGGCCCAGUGCGUGACCCGGAUAUACAAUGCUUGCGUUUCCCAUGGUUCCUUCUCUUCGACUACCGCCAUAGUGGUGAACGGAUAGCGAUCUGGGAAAUGGCGUCGCAUAAGACUUUCAGAAUCAAACGCUUCCUCGCUAAGAAGCAGAAGCAGAACAGGCCGAUCCCGCAGUGGAUUAGGAUGAAAACUGGCAACAAGAUCAGAUACAACUCCAAGAGGAGACACUGGAGAAGGACCAAGCUGGGCUUGUAAACACUCGGUUUACUUCAGCUUCCCCCUCCGUCUGUUCCCUGCCAGGACCACCAACUCGUCCAGAGCUGGAGAGAAGCCAUGCUAUCUGGAACAGCAGUCUCUCUUUUGUACAGAUGUCCUUGCUGAACAAUAAAAGAUUUGUCAUCGAACCAGAA
This is a messenger RNA of Sinocyclocheilus grahami, 420 nucleotides long. RefSeq names its product ribosomal protein L39 (gene rpl39). Gene Ontology annotation, cellular component: cytosolic large ribosomal subunit; ribosome. Gene Ontology annotation, biological process: translation. Bases 110 to 265 code for a protein of 51 amino acids. The transcript has 3 exons. Gene Ontology annotation, molecular function: structural constituent of ribosome. NCBI's taxonomy places the organism in Eukaryota, Metazoa, Chordata, Actinopteri, Cypriniformes, Cyprinidae. The record is from RefSeq and is a predicted model, not a curated record.